This is a messenger RNA of Phragmites australis (common reed), 836 nucleotides long. RefSeq lists its product as uncharacterized. The transcript has 2 exons. The coding region runs from base 186 to 518 and encodes 110 amino acids. The record is from RefSeq and is a predicted model, not a curated record. NCBI's taxonomy places the organism in Eukaryota, Viridiplantae, Streptophyta, Magnoliopsida, Poales, Poaceae.
ACCACUCCAACUGCCUCCUUCCCACUACCAAGAGUCCUCUCCUCACCUUACCCUACGCUUACCAAACUAACCCCCCCCCCCCCCCCCACACACACACACACACAUAACUGGUGCUCCUCCUGCUGCCGAGCCCCAACUCUCCGAGCUACCAUUCUCCGUCGAUCUCCUCCAGCGCUAGCUCGCCCAUGGCCUCGGGCUCAAACCCGGACAGCGUGGACAGCGACCCUCCCGGCAGUCUCUCCAUCGCCAUCGAGCGCAACCCGCCGGAGUCGCGCCUGCUCCAGCUCGGCGUCAAGUCCUGGCCCAAGUGGGGUUGCCCGCCGGGGAAGUUCCCGGUGAAGUUCGACGCGCGGCAGACGUGCUACCUGCUCAAGGGCAAGGUGCGGGCGCACAUCAAGGGCUCGUCGGAGUGCGUGGAGUUCGGCGCCGGCGACCUCGUCGUCUUCCCCAAGGGGCUCAGCUGCACCUGGGACGUCGUCGCCGCCGUCGACAAGUACUACAAGUUCGACUCAUCUUGAUCGUCGCUCGCGCUCGAUAGAUUUCGCUGAUUGGUCAGGCCGCUUAUUGAUUGGGCUGCUUAAUUGUGUUAAUUAGCCUAAUUCUGCUGCUAAUUUGCUUAUGUAGUUUGUGUCUAUCUCUAAUUGUCUUCCCCGUUGUGUAAAAAAAAAUGGGUGCAGGGUAUCUAGCCCCUGUGUAGGCCAGUUGUUAUUCCUCCAUGAACUGAAAAAACCGGUCAAUGCAGGGGCUGUUCAAAGUAUUCUUGUUUAUUCCUCCUUGUGCAAUUCAUUUUGAAUGCGUCUUUGACCAGCGUACUGGGACUACGCUGUCUCCUUUUU